Emiliania huxleyi CCMP1516 is the source of this 651-nucleotide messenger RNA. RefSeq lists its product as hypothetical. The coding region runs from base 1 to 651 and encodes 216 amino acids. Lineage: Eukaryota; Haptophyta; Isochrysidales; Noelaerhabdaceae. The record is from RefSeq and is a predicted model, not a curated record. Gene Ontology annotation, molecular function: protein binding. The transcript has 2 exons.
AUGUCGCAAGAGUCUCCGACGGCGAGGGCGCAGAGCAUGACCGAGCGCAGCGCUCCCCUGUGGAGCCAGGCGGCCGCGCGCCUGUGGGUGCGGUGGAGCGACAAGGGAGGGCGCGCCGAGGAGGCGCUGCCCACGCCCGAGUGGAUGAAAUCACCGGCCGAGCGGCUACGAGUCGCCGAGCAGGCAGUGGAGCAAUGGCCGGACCUCACUCACGCCUGGCAGAUGCUGAGCCAUGAGCUCCUUUCCGCGGAGCACCAAGACGUCAAGCGCUCGCUUGCAUGCCUCAAGCGAGCGGCGGCAGUGACGGGCAGCGCACACGCGCGCCAGCUGCUCGAGGAGCGGCAUGCAUGUUUGGAGGCGAAGGCCUCUGCAGCAUGGCGAGCGGCGAGCGGAGACGACGACGUCGCGCUAAAGGUGGUCCGGCACUACCCCGAGUCGCCGCGCGCCUGGUGGAUGCUUGGUGUCGCCAUGCUGAAGGCACGCGACGAGGCGAAGCGAGUUGCUUGCUGCUUCGAGCGCGCCGCGCAGCACUCGCUGAACGACGCCAACUCGCCUCCGAAUCCCGGGCUGGCAGCCGUCGCCAGGGGAGGGGCCUGUUGCGGAGUGGGAGACGGAGUGGCUCGCCUCAGGAUUCUUUUCCAGCGAAGGUGA